AAAAGUGAAAGUUACGUCUCUGGUGUUCCCCUUUAUUCAGUUUGCGCUUCACAGACGACGGAAUGUCCAUUUCCUGGUGAAGGUUUCUUAGUCUUAUCUCUGGAUCUGGAUUAUUUCCUGUAUAAAUCAUGAACAAACCAAAGUGUCCUGGCUGUCAGGGGUCUGAUGAUAUCCGGAAGCUGGAUGGUCAGCGAGCGGUCUGCAAAUCUUGCUCUAAAGUGAAGCGGUGUGUGUUUCAGUUCUGCUGGGCCUGUCAAAGAGAAUGGCCACGGGAUGCUUCAACAACCAACUCUUGCAUGCUGCCAGACUGUGCGCUCCGUGCUGCCCUUCUCAGCGUCAAACUGAUCGAUGACCCGCAAAGUUCAGUGUUAGGGUGCCCUUAUUUCAGGGCAUGUCCGGGAUGCAAGGCCCUGCUUACACACAGCGGUGAGGGCUGCCCUAAUAUCAUCUGUCCAAACUGUGAUGAGGAGUUCUGCUUUCGCUGUCUAGCUCCAGAGUGCUACGAUGAUCAGUAUUAUGACAGUGACAAUGAGGAAGACAUCGAGCCAGAGCCCUGUGUGAUAGUAGACAACACUCAGAGCCUUCAAGAUCUGGGACUCUAGUGGACGUCUGUGAGGAGAAACUAAUAAAAAUACUAAUGUCGUCAUUUGCACAUUUAUUUGAUUUAAAAAUCAGCAAGAGAAAGAAGAUCACUAUAUUUUAAAAAGGCAAUUGUUACAGUCUUACUUUUAUCUCUAUAUGCUUAAAAAACUACAAGAACAAAACAAACAACAACCUUGCACU
Molecule: messenger RNA, 783 nt
Organism: Danio rerio (zebrafish)
Lineage: Eukaryota; Metazoa; Chordata; Actinopteri; Cypriniformes; Danionidae
Molecular function (GO): ubiquitin protein ligase activity; zinc ion binding
Source: RefSeq, marked predicted